Orycteropus afer afer is the source of this 2050-nucleotide messenger RNA. Lineage: Eukaryota; Metazoa; Chordata; Mammalia; Tubulidentata; Orycteropodidae. The record is from RefSeq and is a predicted model, not a curated record.
GCUUACAUGGAGAAGUUGAGGAAACCACCUAUGAAUCCAUUUACUGAAUUCACGGAGAAGCCUACAAAUGAUGGAAGUCAUUCAGAAGAAUUAUUUUCACAUAUUAAAAGUAGAUCAGAGAGAGAACACCUGCCACGACAUGCCAGUGAAAGUCAUCUCAGCUGCCUGAAGCAAGACAUUCUAAAUGAAAAGACUGCAUUGGAAGCAACCCUUGAAGAAGCUGAGAUGGCAACCUGUUCUGUGGAAUUACUUUUGCCGUUGUUUAAGGAUACUAUUGAAAAGAUUAGUUUUGAAAAUGCUAAUCUUUCAGCAUCUGAUUUGAAGAAGAUUUUUGAACAGAAGGAAAUACUAACAAAAGAAUUAGAUACCUUUAAACGUGUAAAGCAAGCAUUAGAACAUCUGCUUAUAAGGAAAGAAUAUAAACAAGUAGGAAACAGAUUAUCCAGCAUAUUGUUAGAGAAGCUAACUGAUAAUGAAAAUGAAAAUACUCAUCUUAAGAAGAAGGUACUUGAAAAGGAGGCAUAUAUCCAAGAACUUUCUAAUUUGUUUCAGAAUGAAAAGGCAAAUGCCGUGAAAGCAAACCGUUUCUCACAGUCAGUAAAAGUAGUACAUGAUAGGCUACAACACCAAAUACAUAAAAAGGAAGCAGAAAAUGAUAAGUUAAAAGAAUAUAUAAAGAGCUUAGAAAUAAAGAUAACUGAAUGGAAUUUGCAGUUGAGGAAGAAUAAGCAUGAGGCUGUAGUGAUCAAAGAAUCAAGUAGGCAGAAAGCUGUAGCUUUGAAGAAGGCAUCGAAAGCUUACAAACAAAGGCUUGAAAAUUUUGCAGAAAGCAUUGAGAACCUUACUUCCCAAAUUAGAGAUCAGGAAGCCAAGUUGUCUGAGACAAUUUCCGCCUCCAAUGCCUGGAGAAGUCAUUAUGAGAAUAUUAUAAUAGAAAAAACUGGGUUGGAAGUUCGGACUGAAACUCUGAAAAAGCAAAUCGCUAAUUUUUUGGAGGACCUGAAGAAAAUGGGAGACCAUGGAAAAAAAUCAUGUGAAGAAAUUCUUAGAAAACUUCAUUCUAUUGAAUAUGAAAAUGAAACUCUCAAUCUUGAGAAUACAAAAUUAAAGAGUACACUUUCUGCUUUGAAAGAAGAGGCUGCUUCUGUUGAAAAUGAACUUUUAGAAUUGCAAGAAGUAGAAAACCAACAGAAGACCCUUAUUGAAGUAUAUAAAAAUCAGGUACAGAAGUUGCAAGAAGCAGCUGAAAUAGUGAAAAGCAGAUGUGAAAAUUUGCUACAUGAAAAUAACCAAAUAACAAAACAUAAAAAUAAAAAAUUAGAGAAAGUUGAUGGAAAUCACAGUCUUCUGACAAGGCUUUCUCUAGAAGAGGAGAAUUAUCUUAUUCAGUUGAAGUGUGAAAACCUUAAACUAAAAUUGGAACAGAUGGAUGCAGAAAAUAAAGAACUUGAGAAAAAGCUGGCAAACCAAGAAGAAUGUCUUAAGCACGGCAAUGUUAAGUUUAAACAGAAAUCUGAAGAAUAUACAGCAUUGGCCAGGCAGCUGGAAGUUGCUUUAGAAGAAGGAAGAAAAAAGGUUUCUGAAGAAGUAGAGAAAAUGUCAUCUAGAGAGAGGGCUUUACAAAUUAAAAUAUUAGAUCUGGAAACUGAGCUUAGAAAGAAAAAUGAAGAACAAAAUCAACUUGUUUGCAAAUUUAACAGUAAAGCACAACAUCAGGAAGUAUGUUUGAAAGAAAUACAACAUAGUCUUGAGAAGUCGGAGAAUGAAAAUGAGAGUAUUAAGAAUUAUUUGCAGUUUCUUAAAACUUCAUAUGUAACUAUGUUUGGUUAAAUUAUUAAAAGUAUUUUCUACAAAUGAUAGGUUUUUACUAUGAGUCUAAAAAUUGAUUAAGUGAAAAAUAAAUAAAUAAACAUACUACAUGUUGUUAUACUGUAAGAUUCAUAGGUUGGUGGUAUAGGAGUUUUUAUGUAAAGAUUUUUGAAACAUAAUUUAUUAUCCAACUGAAACUUUAAAACAAGAUAGAUGUUAAAAUUCUUCUUUUUUGAAAUAA